GCCAACCCCUUAUUUUAUUUAUAAGCUACACAGCACCAAUCAUGUAACGGUGUACUACUACCACAGUAGAUCGUAGCUCCAGCUCUACCGCUCGGCAUUGCGAUGAGCGGCUCCUCUCAAGGGGUUAUCCACAACCCUAUUGACUAUUGACGUCAUCUCGCCACCGGAGAAGUGAUCUCUUACUAAGACUUGGUGAAAGGACAACAUUUCCCUCGAUACAUAAAGGGAGAAGAGGAGAAACUGAAUAAUACACGUAUAACUAGUAUAAACCAGAGGGGAGCUAGCAGAGCUGUGACUGGCACAGGACAGGAAUGGUGGAUCACUUGCCGAUAGGCGAGGAGACCUUCAUGUAUUACGCCAACUCUCCGGCAGACCAUCACGCAUCGGACAUGGUGACAGACACGGGUGUCUACCAGGCGCUGUCCUCCCCGUUCUCAGAGGACGACCUGAGUGACUCGUCCAGCGCCCGCUCCUGCUCCAGCCCUGAGUCCCAGGUGCUGGGUUCCAGCUAUGGCAGCGGCAGCAGCAGUGGAGAGAGCCAGGACGGUCUCCUGGACUUCCUGCUCUCCCAGGCCACACUGAGACGUGGAGUUACUCCCUCUCUAUCCCCCUCAGUACCACCCAUCCUCCCCAUGGGUCUAGCAUGGGAGUCAAAGAGGGACCGCCUGUCUCCGACAACCAAAGAGGAGUGCUUUGAGUUUCCUGAGUUCCCAGCGGACCUGGAUGAUCACAUAGGGCUGCUGUUUCAGCCCACCCUGGAGGAGAUAGAGGAGUUCCUGGAGGAGAAUAUGGAGGUGGUGGCGUUGAAGAAUGAGGCUUGCGAGGGUGGGAUGUUGGAUGUUAGCAGUCAGGUGACAGGGUCAGUGCCUGGGCUAGCGCACUCAGACCAAACAGUACCUGUUGCCGGUGCUACUGACCUCACCACAGAGACCAAACACACACCAACAUCCCCGAUAACAGACUCCGACGUUUGUAGUGGGAUUAAACAGGAAGACAGUGCUGGGACACCAGCAUCAGUAGAGGGGUCCGGUGUGUCGCCUGUCAUCCUUCAGAUUCAACCAAUCCAGAUUAAGCAAGAGCCAAUCCCAGGUGCGAUACCAACACCAGUAUCACAGCAGACCACCCAGCCCACCUCAGACAUCAAAAUUGCCCAGCUCCUGGUCAACAUCCAGGGCCAGACUUUUGCCCUGGUGCCCCAGCUGAUGUCCCCAGCUAAUCUCAAUGGCACAUCUUCCAAAUUUGUGCGCAUCGCACCCGUACCCAUAGCCGCCAAGCCCCUGGGUCCCGGGGAGGGUGGGCUUGCAGGUGGCCAGGCUGCAGGGAUCCUGGUGGGAGGACAGAAGUUCCAGAAGAGCUCGGUAGCGGACCUUAUAAAAAUGCAUAAGUGUACUUUCCCUGGAUGUGCCAAGAUGUACACUAAGAGCAGCCACCUGAAGGCCCACCUGAGGAGGCACACGGGGGAGAAGCCCUUUGCCUGCACCUGGCCUGGCUGUGGAUGGAGGUUCUCAAGGUCAGACGAACUCUCCAGACACCGGCGCUCCCAUUCUGGAGUGAAGCCUUACCAGUGUCCUGUCUGCGAGAAGAAGUUUGCCCGCAGCGAUCACCUGUCCAAACACAUCAAAGUCCACCGCUUUCCACGAAGCAACAGGACUGUGCACUCUGCAAACUGACCCUGUUGACCCCCCACCGGUCCCCCCCAUCCUGCUAGACUGAGGCCUCGCCAGGGGACACACAGAGAGACAAGGAUAGGAUAUUUGUGUGUGUGUGAGAGAGAGAGAGAGAGAGAGAGAGAGAGAGAGAGAGAGAGAGAGAGAGAGAGAGAGAGAGAGAGAGAGAGAGAGAGAGAGAGAGAGAGAGAGAGAGAGAGAGAGAGAGAGAGAGAGAGAGAGAGAGAGAGAGAGUUGGAGGAAUGAAUGUGGGAGAGGGCAUGUAGCAGAGGGGACAGUGGGACUGAACGUUCAAACAACGGUUAAGAGAGAGAGUGUUUGAAUGUUUUGUUUGUGUAUGUGUGUGUUUGUGCAAGAUUGUGUGACGCACGUUGGUGGUCCUGUGAUAAUUUAUUGGGUGAUACAAAACAAAAACUCUUACUUGACAUGACAUCUUCACAGGUGUAUUACGUCUUGUAAAAAGCUUUUCUUUCAUUUUGGGGGUUUUUGUCGUCAUUCAAAUUUUAAAGAUAAGAUUUGAGAAUCGAACAAAAUCUUUUUGUUAUGCAAUGUAUUUUUACACUGAGUUUUGAAUUAAUUGUUGUUGAUGUACCUGCCUAUAAUUAAUGCAUCAACAUUCCUUCUUCUCAUCGCCUACGGGGGUUUUAAACUUUUACUACGUAGUUCUUUAAACCAAAACAUUUAUAUUAAUACUCAAACGUUCAUGUUGAACUACUGAUCAUUAUCAGGAUCAUGCCAUUAUAAGCUACUGGCAAAAUGUGGAGGCUGUCUCCUAUUUUCAUUACAGGAGCACUAUGAUGACUCGUGCCAGGUAAAAGGCAUGUGGAUCAGUUAACAGCUAACGGUGAACAGCCAACUGCCGUACAACGAGGUGCAACAAAAAGGAAAUGCGCACAUUGUUUUAUGGUGCGUUGUUUAUAUGUGAACCGACUGGCCUUUAGAUCAGUACUGAAUAAUUGUGUUUUCUUUUUGUAUAUUUGUAUACGUUAGCUGAAGGAGAUGUUAUUUUUUAUUGAGUUGAAUGUGUGCUAUGUCCGUGACUCUUGAAGCUCAUGCUAUUUGAAUAUCAUAAUGUCAUCCACGUGUCUGGCCUUGUAACUAUGCAGUGCCUUCGGAAAGCAUUCAGACCCCCUGAUCCUUUUCCACAUUUUGUUACAUUACAGCCUUAUUCUAAAAUUGAUUAAAUAAAAAGAAAUCCUCAGAAAUCUACACACACACAAUACCCCAUAAUGGCGAAGCGAAAACAGGUUUUUAGACAUUUUUGCAAAUGUAGAAAUACAGAAAUACCUUAUUUACUUAAGUAUUCUGACCCUUUGCUAUGAGAUUCACAAUUGAGCUCAGGUGCAUCCUGUUUCCAUUGAUCAUCCUUGAAAUUAUUCUACAACUUGAUUGGAGUCCACCUGUGAUAAAUUCAAUUGAUUGGACAUGAUUUGGAAAGGUACACACUUGUCUAUAUAAGGUCCACAGUUGACGGUGAACGUCACAGCAAAAACCAAACCAUGAGGUCGAAGGAAAAUUUGAGAGCUCCGAGACAGGAUUGUGUCAAGGCACAGAUCUGGGGAAGGAUACCCCAACAUUUCUGCAGCAUUGAAGGUCCCCAAGAACAAAGUGGCCUCCAUCAUUCUUAAAUGGAAGAAGUUUGGAACCACCAAGACUCUUUCUAGAGCUGGCCACCUGGCCAAACUGAGCAAUCAGGGGAGAAGGGCCUUGGUCAGGGAGGUGACCAAGAACCUGAUAUUCACUCUGAUAAGGCUCUAGAGUUCUUCUUUGGGGAUAGGAGAACCUUCCAGAAGGACAACCAUCUCUGCAGCAUUCCACCAAUCAGGCCUUUAUGAGAGCCCAGGUGGAAGCCACUCCUCAGUAAAAGGCACAUGACAGCCCACUAAGGAGUUUGCCAAAAGGCACCUAAAGACUCUCAGACCAUGAGAAACCAGGUUCUCUGGUCUGAUGAAACCAAGAUUGAACUCUUUGGCAUGAAAGCCAAGCGUCACGUCUGGAAGAAACCUGGCACCAUCACUACGGUGAAGCAUGGUGGUGGCAGAACCAUGCUGUGGGGAUGUUUUUCAGUGGCAGGUACUGGGAGACUAGUCAGGAUCGAGGAACGGCGCAAAGUACAGAGAUCCUUGGUGAAAAACUGCUCCAGAACGCUCAGGACUUCAGACUGGGGGCUAAGGUUUACUUUCCAACAGGACAACGACCCUAAGCACACAGCCAAAACAACACAGGAGUGGCUUUGGGUCAAGUCUCUAAAUGUCCUUGAGUGGCCCAGCCAGAGCCCAGACUUGCAACUGAUUGAACAUAUGCCAUUCUUGUAGCGUCAUACCCAAGAACACUCACGGCUGUAAUCACUGCUAAAGGUGCUUUAGCAAAGUACUGAGUAAAGGGUCUGAAUACUUAUGUAAAUGUAAUACUUCCGUUUUUAAAAAAUGAUUAACAUGAUUUUGCUUUGUCAUUAUGGAGUAUUGUGUGUAAAUUGAGGGAAUUUUUUUUAUUUUUUUUUUUAUUUUCGAAUAACGUAACAAAAUGUGGAGAAAGGUCUGAAUACUUUCCGAAGGCACCAUAUGUCCUUUGGGGCCAAUAUCUCAACUGAGUACAGAGGAUCUAUUUGAACAUAAUUAUAGCACUUAGUUGGUGGCUGUAUAAAAUCUCCACAGCACAUGAGCAUUGAAUGUCUACCCUGCCAAUAUGAGCAUGUCAAUCAGAACAUGUGUGUAUGUCAGUUACAGUCGUUCAAUGUACAGUUCCAUUCAAUGCUGGUGUAGGAGCAAUGAAGGACCCAAUCCAUGAAAUCAAUUUCAGUGUAAUCAUUGUUUUCAGUAAAACAGUUGAACUAUGUUUUUUUUUGGGAUUCUAGCUUCACUCGCCUGAGUUCACUGUCUCCUCAAUAUCAACACAAUGGUCUGCCUCAUGUCAUCAACACAUGGUACUGAAAAAAACCUAUAGCCUUCCAACAGUGACUUCUACUUCAAAUUGAUAGCAGUGCUAAGUAAGCCAAGGCUCCUGAGGGAUUGAAUUUGGUGGAUAAGAACUGGAAUUCCAUGGUGCUAUUUAUUAGUUACUCUACUCUUGAACACGUGAAAGUAAAUGGUCAUAGAAAUCUCUCUUAAUGCACGUGGCCGUAGUUACCCUCCUUACCUACAGCUGACACAUGAUUGGCUUAGGUAGGGGGAAAAACGAAAACCAUUAUAAACACAGUAUUUGUGUAUUUGUAUUGUGUCUGAGUAUUUUCCCUCUGCAAAAACUGCACUGUCUUCGAUGGCAUGUCCUUUAUGUAUUAUCAAUAUCUGAACCUGAGAGGUAUAGGGAGAAUAGUAUGCUUAUAGGAAUGCAUUCCUUUCAUUCAAUUUGAAAGGCUUUUUUUUGUUUUUAAACGGUGUUAUUUUAACCCAUGAAUGUAUGUAUAUACUGUCGCUAGAUGCAUCUAAAAGACAGAAAUAUUAUUCUUAUCAUUUCUGGGAUUGUGUAAAUGUCUAGUGCAAAAAAAAUGUAAAGAAGUGUACAUAAUGACAAUGAAUGAUAUAUUAUAUAGAUAUGAUAUAUUUUUCUUUGUUAAGAGGGGUCUGAAUACUUAAGAUGCAUUUACAAAUAAACCAAACCCAAAACAUA
Molecule: messenger RNA, 5273 nt
Organism: Oncorhynchus keta (chum salmon)
Lineage: Eukaryota; Metazoa; Chordata; Actinopteri; Salmoniformes; Salmonidae
Product: Krueppel-like factor 15
Exons: 3
Coding region: 312-1670 (452 amino acids)
Biological process (GO): regulation of transcription by RNA polymerase II
Molecular function (GO): DNA-binding transcription factor activity, RNA polymerase II-specific; RNA polymerase II cis-regulatory region sequence-specific DNA binding
Source: RefSeq, a predicted model, not a curated record